Messenger RNA from Xenia sp. Carnegie-2017, 558 nucleotides. RefSeq lists its product as uncharacterized. The transcript has a single exon. The record is from RefSeq and is a predicted model, not a curated record. Lineage: Eukaryota; Metazoa; Cnidaria; Anthozoa; Malacalcyonacea; Xeniidae. The coding region runs from base 1 to 558 and encodes 185 amino acids.
AUGUGUUUGAAACGAUUACACCAGUUGAAAUCUCGUCUCGAUAAAGACAAACCCUUAUUGCAAGAAUCCGAUGCAAUUAUCAAAGAUCAAGUGAAAGGAGGAAUUAUUGACCCAGUUCUUGUUGCACAUGAAACCGGUUAUUUCCUACCCCAUCAUGGCGUACUUCGAAAAGAUAAGGAAACUACAAAACUUCGCGUGGUUCUCGAUGGUUCGGCAAGAGCUACUAAGAAAGAGCAGUCACUCAAUCAUUGCAUCGAAAAGGGACCAAAUUUUGUUCAUCGUUUAUUUGACACUAUUAUAAACUUUCGAGGCUUCCCCAUUGGGCUUGUUGCCGAUAUCGAAAAGGCUUUUCAUCAAAUACAAAUUGCUCCCGAAGACAGAAGGAUGCUGAAGCUCCUUUGGUUUGACGAUAUUAACAAAGUUCACCCGAUGCUAAAGGAAUACAAGUUCCGACACCUACCAUUUGGUCUUACCCCAAGUCCUGCAAUAUUAUCUACUGUUAUUCGUCACCACGUUUCGAAAUACAAGAAUGUCGAUCCAGAAAUAGUCUCGAAUUAA